GAAAUGUUUGUCGUUGAUAUCUGAUUGACAGUCUAGGAAUGUAUGUUGAGAAACGAAAGCAAGCAGUAAUAUGGAAAGGAAAAACGAAAGGUUAUCUUAAUGUCUGCCAUUGUAGGCAUACUUACUAAUCGUCAUUGAUAAAAGAAUGUUGGUGAAAGAGCUCACGGGAGUCUCACUGCUCCUUUGACGCGCCCGUCCAGGUUUCCAGACAAUCGAAUUUGGGAUUGUUGUUUUCGUGCUGGUGGUUCUCCUAAAGAAAGAAACAUGGCUUCUCAUCUUUUUUAACAGGAGAGGAAGACCCACUGAACUAGAAUAUGAUGUGAACACACAGAGAAUCGUUAGCAUUGAUCUAGUGUGACGAGGGAUCUUCUGGACGACUGCACCAUGGCCCACUUCGACACGGAGUACCAGCGUCUGGAGACGUCAUAUAACGACUCCCCUCCCGGCGAGGAGAAUCUGCUUGUCCACGUUCCGGAGGGUACGAAACCACAAUGGCAUCAUAUAGAGAACCUGGACCUGUUCUUCCAGAGAAUCUACAAUAUGCACCAAAAGAAUGGAUUCACAUGUAUGCUGAUGGGAGAAAUAUUUGAGCUUGUGCAACUGGUGUUUGUUGUGGCAUUCACUGUGUUCUUAGCCAACUGUGUGGACUAUGACAUCCUGUUUGCGAACAAGUUUGUGAACCACACAGAUUCAGCAAAGGUCACGCUACCUGAUGCCUUUUUACCAGUAGAUGUGUGCAGUGCUCGAAUCCGUGACAAUGUGGCCGCCAUCUUCAUCCUGGUAAUUUCUGGAGUAUUCUGGAUCCACCGGCUCACCAAAUUUAUUUACAACAUCUGUUGCUAUUGGGAGAUCCGCUCCUUCUACAACAAUGCCCUCAAGAUGUCCAUGGCGGACCUCCCUUACUUUACCUGGCAGGAGGUGCAGGCGCGCAUCGUGGAGAUCCAGAAGGAGCACCAGAUCUGCAUCCACAAGAAGGAGCUGACCGAGCUGGACAUCUACCACCGCAUCCUGCGCUUCAAGAACUACAUGGUGGCGAUGGUCAACAAGUCACUGCUGCCCGUGCGCUUCCACCUGCCCAUGCUGGGCAAUUGGGUGUUCUACACGCGCGGCCUCAAGUACAACUUUGAGCUCAUCUUCUUCUGGGGCCCCGGCUCGCUCUUCGAAAACGAGUGGAGCCUGAAGACGGAGUAUAAGCGCGGCGGGAACCGCUUGGAGCUGGCCGACCGGCUGAGCUCGCGCAUCCUCUGGAUCGGCAUCGCCAACCUGCUGUUGUGUCCGGUCAUCCUGGUGUGGCAGAUCCUCUACGCCUUUUUUAGCUACACGGAGGUGAUCAAGCGCGAGCCGGGCAGCCUAGGCGCGCGCUGCUGGUCGCUGUACGGCCGCUGCUACCUGCGCCACUUCAACGAGCUGGACCACGAGCUAAUGUCGCGCCUCUGUAAAGGCUACAAGGCCUCGUCCAAGUACAUGAACUGCUUCAUGUCGCCACUAUUCACGGUGGUGGCCAAGAACGUGGCGUUCUUCGCGGGCUCUCUGCUGGCCGUGCUUAUCGCGCUCACCAUCUAUGACGAGGACGUACUCGCCGUCGAGCACGUGCUCAGCAGCAUCACCCUGCUGGGCGUCUGCGUCACCGUCUGCAGGUCUUUCAUUCCAGACAAGCACAUGGUGUUCUGCCCAGAGCAACUGCUGAAGGUGAUUCUUGCCCACAUCCACUACAUGCCAGACCACUGGCAGGGCAAUGCCCACCGCUACGAGACCCGUGACGAGUUCUCCCAGCUAUUCCAGUACAAGGCGGUGUUCAUCCUGGAGGAGCUGCUGAGUCCAGUCAUCACUCCGUUCAUCCUCAUCUUUUGCCUGCGCCGCAAGUCCCUGGAGAUCAUCGACUUCUUCCGAAACUUCACCGUGGAGGUGGUGGGAGUCGGAGACACCUGCUCUUUCGCCCAGAUGGACGUGCGCCAACACGGGCAUCCUGCGUGGAUGUCAGCGGGCAAGACGGAGGCGUCCAUCUACCAGCAGGCGGAGGACGGGAAGACUGAGCUGUCGCUCAUGCACUUCGCCAUCACCAACCCACACUGGCAGCCCCCGCGCGAGAGCACCCACUUCAUCAGCCAGCUCAAGGAGAAGGUGCACCGUGAAGCCACCGUCAGCCACCAGGGGGCAGUAGGCGACAGCCAUGCCUUCACCUCCAUCCACUCGCUCCAGUCAGAGGAGCCCCGCAGUCUCAUCGCUAACCUGCUGUCAGGGCCGCCUCCUCUCGCCUCCCUGCACCUGGGCCGAGAUGGCUCAUUGGCCAAUCACGUGUCGGUCGGCCUUAGCGACAGGGGAGCACCGACACUGUGCUCGCUCUCGCCACUCAGCGGGAGCCUCCACAUGCGAGGCAGCUACCCGUCGUCCCGCCUGCCCCGCCCUGACCACCCCGCCGUGUCCACCAGCCGCGCUAUGGCCGGAUCAGGUACUGAUGCUCGCACAGUCAGCUCUGGAAGCAGCGCUUGGGAGGGUCAGGUGACCAGUAUGGUCCUAUCAGAGUACGCCUCCACGGAGAUGAGCAUCCAUGCCCUCUAUAUGCAUGAGCUCCACAAGCAGCAGUCUCGCGGUGAGCUCUCUCGCCACACGUGGCACCGACAGGAAAGCGACGAGAGCAGCGAGAGUGUUAUCGACGAUGUCGAGGCCCCGCGCAACAUGCCACGCUCCAACACCUUCCCCUGCACUGCCACUCCACACCAGGAGGGGGCAGCACUGCAGAGCAGUGGUCAGAGGCGCUACGGGGGAACCACAGAUGCGUUGAGCGGAGCUAGCAGGAGCCAGCGGUCAGCUCGCGUGGCCAUGGGAGGCUGGGUAGAGGAGAUCCAGCCAGGUCGGCACCACGAACCAGUACCCGAGGAGGGUUCUGAGGAUGAACUACCACCACAGAUCCACAAGGUGACAUAACCUGUGGGCCAUCAUUGGUAUCUGAAGACAUAAAAGGGAACUACACUGACACCAGAUUCACACUGACUUGGAUUUCUAUUUCUCAGAAGGAUGAAAUAUUUAUCUCACAAUUAUCGUGCAUAUUUAUCACUAGCCACGCUGUGCCAUCUCUGCUCACAUUACAAUUGACAUGGGUGAGAAGAUGGCUGACAUUAGCAAAGCUGAGAGGAGAAACUAGUAGACCUGCACACAGCCUUCUCCAUUUCAUACACAAGCCACUGAAUCUUCAUCUAGAAACUGAACUGGACUUCACAUAUGAACAACUGACAGGAAUAUGCAUCACACUGUAGCAGGAAAGUGUUGGUGUCAUUUCUAUGCUAUCCAAGAUGAAACAUUUGAAAAGAACUUGAAAUCUUCAUCAGCAUCUCAGCUGAGAACAGUAUGAUCAUAAAUACUCAAGGCCCUGCUAACUAGACAACACAAUUACUCUCAACAUAAAGCUAUUUUCAGUUGAGCCCCUGCUUUGUUAACUGCUUUCAGUUGAUACUUAUGCUGGCAUAAAGAUUGGCAGAAAUUCCUUACCCUGAAGUUAUUCUAACAUUUUGAAAUUUAUAGCAUUUGAAAUCCCCUACCAUUAAAGGACAUUGGCAGAAAUCUAUCAGUGAAGGAAAUAGUGUUUUGCACUAUAGAUUUGGGAACAGGGAUAGAUUUAAGAUAAUUGAUUUACAUGCAUCUUUACAUUAUAAACAUAAGGAAUGCAAAGCUGAGAGGAAAGCUUGUUAACUUUAUCCUAACAGGAUUUUGCUCAGGUAUGUUUUGGGAGUCAAUCACCAAAUGACAUACAAGGAGAAAGAUUCUACAUUGUAUAUAUUCAUCCCGGUGUCCUAGUGGUUUAAAAUGAGUGUUCAGGUUCUUGUGAUUAUGGGGCUAAACAAUGUAAACAUGAUUAAAGCAAAGUGUGUUUUUUUUUAAAAGAAAUAUUCAUUUAAUCUAGUUGGAAUGUGCCUGAUUUGUUUGCUGGCAAAAAUACAUUGACAGGAAUGUCCACAAGUGUGCCAUGCUUAGCUUAAGCACAACAUAACAUUGACCUGAGAUCAGAGGUAAGCUAAAGGCUGUCAGAUUAGACAAUAACAUACACCCCAGCAUGGCACUAGAUGAUUGUGCCACCCAACAUGCAUGCUUUUCUCUGACUUACUGUUUGCACACUUUUAAAGAGAUUGCACUUUAAAAGGUUUCUCAAUCCAAAGGACAUUUGAGUCAAUUACUCAUAGGUUUAUUGUCUCCUUAAUUUGUUCAUUCAGUUUUAGUUUUUUUUUAAUCAGGUUGAAUAGAAGUGUGUGUGUGUGUGUGUGUGUGUGUCAUCCAGGGAACUAUUUCAAAGUAUGCAGUUUAGUGACAAACCUGAGUAAUUUAACUCUGAGUAUUUGGUAAACCGAAGAGCCCUAUGACUUCACUCCCCUACCAAAACAAAGCCAGAAGGUUUUUCUUUAGGAAGUUUACUACUAAACUCUGAUUUAAUAUACUCAGGUUUAUCUCUAAACCAAGUACUUGGAAUUUCCUUUUAUUUGCGUAGGCUCAGGAUGUAGAAAGCACAUAAACAGACAGUGAUGACGUGUGGGUGGGGGACAGGGUCGUGUUUGAGGGAAAUCAUUUGAGCUCAUUUCAGGCAAGAAAGAAACCUUUCAAUUCAAGCAGACAAUUGCACAUAAUGUGGAGAGCAGGGGCCUAUAAAGGAUUACAACAGGAAUUACAGUAAGUUUGGAGGUUGCUGGCUAGUUACGUGUAGGACUUGUGUGUUUGUCCCCAUCCUCCUCAGAAUUCAUGUAGAAUUAUUUUAUGUACAGCUUACUAAAAAAAGGAAACAAAAAUACUGUCAUGUCAUGUACAGACCACUAGACAGUUCCUUAUUACAGACCGGCCACCGCUCUAUCACAGCAGAAUGUUUCUAGUGGCCGUGCAUGACCAUUUGUUCUUAGACUGUAGAAGAGAUUAUCAAUAGUAUGUCACCCAAUAAACGCAGACCAGAUGAAAUCAAUCUGUAAGAUUUUAUUUAAGAAUGUUUUUUUCCCUGCAUUUUGUGUUGAUUUUGGUUCAUUUUAGUUUUUCUUUACAGAUUUUUCAGUAUGACAUUUUGUACAGUUGUAAAUUCAUCAAUAAAUUGUAUUUCGUAAAUCGUUAAA
Messenger RNA from Alosa alosa (allis shad), 5084 nucleotides. It is a transcript of the gene atg9a, whose product is annotated as ATG9 autophagy related 9 homolog A (S. cerevisiae). Gene Ontology annotation, biological process: protein localization to phagophore assembly site; autophagy of mitochondrion. The transcript is spliced from 15 exons. The coding region runs from base 385 to 2925 and encodes 846 amino acids. Lineage: Eukaryota; Metazoa; Chordata; Actinopteri; Clupeiformes; Clupeidae. Gene Ontology annotation, cellular component: autophagosome; phagophore assembly site. The record is from RefSeq and is a predicted model, not a curated record.